Messenger RNA from Hibiscus syriacus, 678 nucleotides. RefSeq names its product ribosomal RNA-processing protein 17-like. Gene Ontology annotation, cellular component: nucleolus. Bases 60 to 668 code for a protein of 202 amino acids. The record is from RefSeq and is a predicted model, not a curated record. The transcript is spliced from 4 exons. NCBI's taxonomy places the organism in Eukaryota, Viridiplantae, Streptophyta, Magnoliopsida, Malvales, Malvaceae. Gene Ontology annotation, molecular function: RNA binding.
UCACACUGUAAUCUUGGGAGAAAGGCGACACUGGAGAAGGAGCUGCUUCGUUUGCUGCGAUGGAAGAAGAAUACGAAGGUGAAGCCCCGGUGCUACCGUCGAAGCCCCGAGUUCGCCACAUAAAGAAAAGAGCCCUCAAGAACAAAGCACUCUCCGUUUCUUUCAACGAGAAGGAUCUCAGGGAUUACGUAACUGGGUUUCACAAGAGGAAGAAGAAGCGCAGAAAGGAAGCCCAGAAGAAGCAAGAGCAGGCUGAACGCCGCAAGCGUAUUGAACGGCGCAAAAAGAGAAAGUUGGAAAAAGAAUUUGCCCUAUAUGGAGGAGUACUUCCCGGCACAGGCUCAGAACCUGAUGGAGUUGAUGAGAACAAAGAGGAUGAUGAAGAAAGAGAGCCAACUGCUUCAUUAUCUGGGACUACAAAGUAUGAUGGUGAGAACAUGACCGUCACUGUGAUUAUGAGUGAGAUUUCUCGUGAGGAAGAAGAAGACUCUACGGGUGAAAGGACUCAAAUGGCAAUGCCGAGAUCAGUUGGAGAUAAAGUUGAUAGAAAACAAGCGUUGUCUGUGAGUAAAAGUAAACCAUUCAAGAAAGUUGCAAAACACAGAUCCAAGCCACCAAGCAAAAGAGACAGAAAUAAGGGGGGGAAAAGGAAUAAGAACAGGCAUUGAUGACUUACCU